AUGAUGACGGACGCAGGCGAGGUCAUCAUCUUGCCGGCUCAGUUCGCAAACGAAAUUCGUAACGAAGCCGGCCUGCACUUUAUGCAGACCGUUGACAAAGACUUUCACGCUUCGGUGCCGGGAUUCGAACCAUUUGCAGCGGGAAGCAACAGCGACAAUUUGAUUCAAGUCAUCACGAGGAAGCAGUUGACCAAGUCGCUCAAUAAGAUUACUGAACCUCUUUCUGUCGAGGCAAACUUCGCCACCCAACUCCGGAAAUUUUCCUUGAUACCAGAGAUCUUGGAUAUCGUAGCCCGCCUGUCUAACCGUGUAUUUCUCGGAGAUCAACUUUGCCGAGACGAAGCCUGGCUGGAAAUCACGAAGACCUACACAAUGAGCGCCUUCAAGGUCGCCAACGAAUUGCGUCUCCAGGUCGCGAGGGCACGAACUGUCAUCGCUCCGGUACUUGAAAGGCGACGGUCUGCGCGACAAGAGGCCUUGGCUGCAGGGACCCCUGUGCCAACAUUAAAUGACGCGCUGGAUUGGGUGGAAGAGGAAACCCAGGGACGUCCGUACGACGCCGGCGUCUUUCAACUUAUUCUCUCGACUGCUGCGAUCCAUACGACCACCGAUUUGCUAUCUGAGACUAUACUGCAACUAGCCGGACGACCGGAAUUGAUGACACAGUUGCGACAGGAAGUCGUGGAAGUACUAACAGCAUCUGGAUGGAAGAAACCGGCACUAUUCAACUUGAAGUUGAUGGACAGCGUCAUCAAGGAGGCACAACGAUUGAAGCCCAUGACAAUCGCGUUAAUGGGUCGAAUGGCGACGCAGGAUCGUUGUCUCGUCGACACCUCACAAAUGAGAGACGCCGACAUUUACGAGAAGCCAGACGAGUUUGAUGGCUAUCGCUUCGAGCGUAUGCGCAACGAUGCAGCCAAGCAGAACCAAGCUCAUCUCGUCAGCACUGGACCAGCACACUUGGGAUUCGGACAUGGACAACAUGCGUGCCCGGGGCGAUUCUUUGCAGCAAAUGAAAUAAAGGUUGCGUUGUGUCAUCUGGUCAUGAAGUAUGACUGGAAGCUGGCACCUGGUUACAAUCCUAGGCCAUUUGAGUACGGAUUUUCCGUCGGUGUGGAUCAAUCUGCUAGGGUAAUGGUUAGGCGGCGCACACCUGAGAUUGACAUUGAUGCAAUCUAG
Messenger RNA from Ilyonectria robusta, 1179 nucleotides. Its product is annotated as cytochrome P450. The transcript is spliced from 6 exons. The coding region runs from base 1 to 1179 and encodes 392 amino acids. Lineage: Eukaryota; Fungi; Ascomycota; Sordariomycetes; Hypocreales; Nectriaceae. The record is from RefSeq and is a predicted model, not a curated record. Gene Ontology annotation, molecular function: iron ion binding; heme binding; oxidoreductase activity, acting on paired donors, with incorporation or reduction of molecular oxygen.